AUGGGAUACACCCACUACUACACCGUCGACAACACGUCCAGCCGCGAAUGGCAAACCGCCUGGCCGCAGCUCGUCGAGGACGCGCAAAAAAACAUCGACAGCGCCAGUAUCCCUAUUGGCGGUCCUGACUUCGACGCCGGCCCACCCAUCAUCGACGUAAAGCAGGGAAUACACCUCAACGGGGUCGGAGACGACGGACACGAGCCUCUCUGUUUGGACCGACACGGCAACGCCGGAUUUUCGUUCAUCAAGACGGCUCGGAAGCCAUAUGACGAGGUGGUUGCGUGUAUCUUGCUCCGGGCGGCUGUGCUGGCUCCGACCUGUGUUUGCUUGAGGUGA
Aspergillus fumigatus Af293 is the source of this 339-nucleotide messenger RNA. RefSeq lists its product as uncharacterized. Bases 1 to 339 code for a protein of 112 amino acids. The transcript has 2 exons. The record is from RefSeq and is a predicted model, not a curated record. Lineage: Eukaryota; Fungi; Ascomycota; Eurotiomycetes; Eurotiales; Aspergillaceae.